GCCAAUGACUGGGGUAAUAACGGCCCUGUGCUGUUAACGCGAACACUGAAAGAGGCGUGUGAAAGGCCAAAGCUGGCACCAGGAGAUCAGUGUCAUGGUGUGCAUCUCCUCUCCUGGAAAGCCUUUUACCCCAGUGCCGCCUGGGAAGUGGCGAUUUCCAUUCCUUCCCAGAAAGGGAACAAUCAAUUUUACAGAGAUCCUCAGGUUUUCCCAGAUUCUUACGUAAUUCACAUGUGGAAUAAGAUGAGUCACCUCCAGCCAAUCUUCAAGGAUUCGGGGAGCAUCUACGAUGUCGCAGCCAAAUCCUUCUGUCCAGUCACCAGAGCCGUCGCUACUGCACACUCCAGCCUGUACUGA
Messenger RNA from Cherax quadricarinatus, 357 nucleotides. The record is from RefSeq and is a predicted model, not a curated record. NCBI's taxonomy places the organism in Eukaryota, Metazoa, Arthropoda, Malacostraca, Decapoda, Parastacidae.